CACAACCAUUUUACAGGGGAUCAUACCUAAACAGAGACCUGUAAGAAACCAAAAGCUGUUGCUUAACAAAUCGUGCCUCUAAUGCCAUUUCAUCAGUUUGCUGUAAUUAUUUCAUAGACUUCCUCCACAUUCUUGCCAAGAUCUCACUGGGCUGCAUUACUCCAUAGCAAUCAUGUGUUUUUAACUGCCUAAUGCAUACUUAAGUGUUACUGCUUUACUAUCCUGAACCGCAAUGAGAUUUUACUUACUGUAAUUGGUAAAAAGGCAUCUAACUCCAAAUGGCCUUAAGGUGAAUUGACCACAAAAGGCUUUAUAUUUCACUAAUUGAUUGGACAAAUUUAAUAGCGUUCUAAAAUUACAGCCCACUUCAAUUCAUUCUUCUUAUCACUCGUUCACUGAUAGCAGGCCAAUACGGCUCAUUCAGACAGUCUUUCAGUCAGUUACAGAGUUAAUCAGUAAUAAUAUAAGAUAUAAUCUGAGUGAUCGAUAAGACAAAUCAAUAUUGUAGCAAAGCAACAGUUCCUAUUCCCAUAUUUUGCAUGGAAGAACCAUUACAAAAAAAUAAAAAAAAUCCUUUAAAAGAUGUUUCAAUAUCAGUCAACCACUUUCUUAUGUUUUAAAUAAACUCAAUCCAGCCGCACACUACAAUAUUUAAGCAAGCUAAACAAGUUUUGCCGGUGUUGGAGAACAAUAAACAGCCUCGUAUUGUUUAUUGCGUAACACUGGUGGCUAAGUACCAUAGCUGCAUGUACCACAAAAACUAGCAGAGUCCGCAGGAAACAUUGCAUGGUGGCAUGGCCCAGCGAUAAUUCACAAAUGCUGUCAAUUGAGUUUAACUUGUUUCGAACAGGUGAACGGUGACUGAGGCUAACAUUUUGCCUAACACCUCUUUUUGGGAUCCACGGAAGAAAUUCAGGCAUACAGGUUUGAAACGACAACAUGAAGGUGCCUAUUAGGAUCCGAGGAUCACAUUACUGUGUUGCAGCCAUCUUGACAGACCAGUGGCUGUUGACUACCGCUCACUGCUUUGCAAGUGUACCCUCGGAUUUCUUGCACAUUGUUGAGGCAGUAGAAGGUGAUUUCAAUCAGAGAAAGGUUGACAGAGGGGAGCAGAGCUUCCGCAUAAAGACGGUGAAGUUCCAUGAAAAAUAUCAACGUUCCUCGCCCAUGGGCUAUGGCAUCGCUUUGCUGGAGAUCAAAAGAAACUUUAACUUUGGUGAAUCGAUUACUAUUUGUCUGCUUUAUCCUGGUGAGAGGUGUCCACCCAAGACAAGGUGGAUGGGGUCGAAUUAAAGAGAGUGCUAAGAUAUUUGAACAUCAUAACAAGAAAACAUUUUAAAUAGAUUGAGAGAAGUAUCUCAAAGACCUCAAAGAUCUCAAACCAUUAUCAGCAUGAAGGUAAAAUGGUUCGUCUUCUCUUUAGGAGGUCCACUUCCAACAGUUCUUCAGGAGGUGCACCUGGAACUGGUAGAGCAAAGCAGGUGCAAACAUAUCCUGCAAACUCUCAGACCUGGACAUAAGACCUGUACAGUCUUGUGUGCUGGACCAGAGAGAGGCGUGAGAGAUGCCUGUCAAGUAAGAGGACAGUGAAAACAUUGCCCUAAAAUUAAUCUAGCACCUAUACUAUUUUGUUAAAUUGAGAGCAAAUGUGGAAUUUUGCAGAAGCCUCAAGAAUAAACCCUAUUAAUUCUGCAUGUAUCUCCACAAGGGUUUCAAAAAAACUUCUCAGCAAAUAUUCUGAGAUGUGUCAAUAUACCAAAGUCUGCUAUCAAAUGUUAGAUAAAAAGAGAUAUCAACUUGAAGUCAAGCAUCAAGCAAUAAUGCUCAUUAUUGAAUAGCUCUAUAUUCGUACUAUUUGUCAAAUUGUCUAAUUUUGGUCUAUUUUUAGUUCUCCAAUGGAAUUUUAGGAGAAACAUCUGAGAUAAAAAAAAAAAAAUGCCCUCCUCUGCCCCAGAGAAGAUGGGCGGUGGGUGGCAGUGGGGUCAUGUCCUGGGGUAAGGGCUGUGGUUGAAGCUGGAAUUACAACAGAUUCAAAUUCUAUCUAAAGAGGCUCACAUGGAGUCUUCACUGAUGUCUUAAUGUUCUUGCUAUGGAUCAAGUUCAAUCUUAGAAAAGGAAGGUUUGGUUUUGCUUUUACACUUCUAUGGGUCAUGUGAUGUGGUGGUUACAAAUUUGGGCUGCUAUCUUAAAGGUUAUUGGAUCAUACUCUGCAGUUUGUGAUCCCUUAUGCACUGAACUAAAAGUUGCUUCAGGGAAUUUGUUUGUGUUAGGGGUUGACAGACAAAAACUUUGCUGUGAAAAAUUCACAAAGCAGACUGGUCAAGUUGAGCGAGAUUUUAUACUUCUAGAUGUUCAACUUUUGGAGCUAUGCGUUAUAAAAUAAAGAAUCGGAAUUAAAUGACGGAUGAUGUCACUUGAAUUCACAAAUCAUGAAGAAUAACAUGCAAUAUUAUUUAAACGUUUACACCAGAUCAAAGAAAUCUGAAUAUUGUUAUGGUCAUUUCAUGUUCAGGUUUAUGUAAACAUCUACUAGACAGACAUAUUUGACCAUUACUCCACAUCUUGUGGUUUUUUCAGCAUCUCACACAGGAGUGCCACAUUUCUACACAGAGUCACUGUCAAGUUUAAAAGACCUUUAACUUAAAAAACCUGUCUUGAAACACAUACGUUCUGUUUUAUUCAUUGCUAAGAACAUGUACAGUCAGAAUGGUCUUAAAGUCCCUUUCAAGGAACAAUCCCAGGCAAGAGAUUCAAGAGUGGCUUUACCAUAGGAGAGAGUGUAACAGUCAACUAGGAGUUCCUAUUUCUCUCAUUCAUUUGAAUACAAAUGCUCAGUUUCGGGCAAACUAGUCUCUGACAGCAUCUAAUACUGUACGUUUAUUGCAAGUUGCUUUGGAUAAAAGAGUCUGACUCUGCUACAUGAUUUCUUACUUACAAGUCCCUGUGCAGUGUAGCUGCUGGAGUUGUACCUGAAAGGGAAAUAUAGGAAAGCAUGAUCAGAAAUCCUGCUCAUCCAGACAAGAGCUAUAACAACGAGUCACAUUUGAAAUAUCUUAAAUAUUUGCUGCCCAAAGUCACAGAAAAUUUCUCUUACUUGAUUGCAGUUUAUGUUUUGUUUUUUUGCUUUUAAUUUGGCAGAAUAUCUUGGUGGUCCAUUCAAGUUGCUGCUUGUCAAAGUAUUCUACUGGAGUUCCUGAAGUUUGAUCUGGAAAAUGAUGCAUUGUGCCAAAGUGACUACCUAACUAAUUAUGUGGAUGAAGAAAGAUGAAUGAUCUCAGAGAUACGGCAUAUGAAGAUCAGGGGGAGGAACUAGAUAAUGACAGCAGUGUUGUCUCAACAGGCAGGUCUGUGUGGAGUGCCUGACGUCUUUGCUGUCUCUGGGCUGGAUGUCACGAGGAGAGGAAAGGAUUACGGGAAUAUGCCCUGGCUGUAUCACGUGAGCAUUUACCUGGUGCCGUCGUUCAUCAUUGCAGUGAUGCAAUCAUCCAAUCAACAUGGAUUCUUACAGCUGCACACUGUGUCUAUGACCUGUGAUUAACCAACAUGCAAUUUGCAACAACUAAAAGUAAGCCAUCUGUGACUGUGGUGCCAUUAAAACAUACUCUGUUUGUUUAAGCAUCCCGAGCAGCCUGACAUGACAACAUUGGCUCAACUUAUGACGAAAGAGAUAUUUUUAUCAAGACAGGAGGCUCAAAGGAACGGACCUGGGAUGUGAGGAAAGUAAUUACACAACCUCAGUUCAAUUGCACCUCUCUUGACUAUAAUGUGGCUUUGCUUCAGCUGAGCUCUUCAGUGACUCUCAGUCAAAGCUCACUUCUGACUCCCUUCAACUUGUCAGGAAAUACCACCCUCCCUCCACUGCUGGGCUGUGGCAUGGACCAGCCAAAUGUCAGGACACAAACCUGUAUAGCUAAACAUAUCGGUGUUGGAAGGAAUGGUAUGUGAACAAUGCAUUGGACAUGGAUUGACGUCUGUUAUAUUAUGUGCUGGACUGACUGAGAUGGACAGAGAGGUAUUAUGCAUGGUGAGGAGCCCUAAAAUGCUCAAAAGAACACCACGAUGGGAGAAAGGUGUAUCCAUUGUUUCUGACAGGCUACUCUGCUUUACAGGCUGCAUUUGGUUAGGAUUAGUGUGAGGGCGGUGUUAGGACAGCUGCUGCCUGCCAGGCAAAAACCGUGGCACCUUUGUACAAUGAGCAAAGAACAACUUUUUUUUUUUAACAGUAGGGAAUGUAAUUUGUACAAAUGCUGCCCUCUAGUGGGUAAGUUUAGAAAUGGCUCUUUAAAAACAAUUGUGGCAGGCAAGCUGCACACCCAGAUUUCACUCAAACAACACCAAUGGAUAGUUGGUUACAAGCUAGGCUACUCACAAAAUUAAAAACAUUUUCCCCCACCAAUUUAUGUCAUUGAAUAUAAAAUCUUACACUUGUUUGUUUGCACUGAGAAUUUUAUAAAAUGCUGCGAAGUCACAUACAGUAUGUGUCAUCUCAUUUAUUUACAUAAUGGUGACCAGGAGAAAGCAAGAAAAAGAGCAGGCAUAAUGUUUUUGGGAAUAUUCAAACUUUCUUUCUUUCAAUCUUUCUUUGAAUUUUCUUUCUUUUGAAACCUUGACAAAAACACAGACUCAGAUAAAAUUAUGUUGAAACUGGAAAGGCUUUGGUUUUCUUUUUUGAUUAAUAAUUGCUGUUCAGUUUCGCUCUUUCCAACUUUGUUGCUUUUAAACUUUUUCCUUGUGAAACCUUGACCUUGUGUCUUGUUUUGAGGGUUUCCUUGACUCAACCCUCAGAGUGUGUGAUCAGGCAGUGGGGUGAUCCCACACCAUUCACAGACACACAUCAAGAGCCAGACGCAAUCCUCUGUCAAAGCCUGUGCAUAUGAAUCAUUUAUUCCUAUUGGCUGGGAUCCAUGAGGGGUCCACUCCAGUUGCUGAAAUGUAUUAACUCCAUCUUCUCUAUAGACACACCCCCUGGCCUUGGUGCAAAGGUUGGUAUGUUGGGAAUGAGAUGAACUAUGAAAAACUUCUACCUCACACACAGUGAACCCUGACCAUAUUAACUGAUAAAGAACAUUGAGGAAAAGAUUACAGCAUGGAUCAAUUUCUUACAGCACCUGUAUUAAUUGGAAUAUAUAUAGUAGUGUUCACCAUACUGUUCCUCAUCCUGAAGCAAAGAGGAUCUGAUGGAGGACGAAAGCCAAAAAAGUUUCCAAAAACCUUGCAGGAUCCCAAUGUGAAAUAUCCAUUGCGACUAACAGACAAAGAGGACAUUACUCACGACACCAAAAAAUUCCGCUUUGUUUUACCGUCCUCUUCUCAUGUACUUGGUCUUCCUAUCGGUCAGCAUGUUUACCUGUCUGCAAAGGUGAAUGGGACCCUGGUUAUCCGAGCAUACACACCUGUUUCAAGCGAUGAAGACCAGGGAUACGUUGAUCUAGUUGUAAAGGUGUACUUUAAAGACACUCACCCAAACUAUCCUGAUGGGGGCAAGAUGUCUCAAUAUUUGAAUGAUAUGAAGAUUGGAGACACUAUUGACUUCAGGGGGCCAAAUGGGUUACUGGUAUACAAAGGAAAUGGAAAAUUCGCUAUCCGACCUGAUAAGAAAUCGGAACCCAAAGUGCGGAAGUUUCGACACGUGGGGAUGAUUGCUGGUGGAACAGGCAUAACCCCAAUGCUGCAGUUGAUAAGGAGCAUAACAGCAGAUCCAACAGACAACACCAAGUGCUCCCUUAUAUUCGCCAACCAAACUGAGAAGGACAUAUUGUUACAGAAAGAGCUGGAAGAAGUUAGUCAAAAUCACCCUGAUAAACUCAACCUGUGGUACACACUUGACAAGCCCUCAGAAGGGUGGAAAUACAGCAAAGGGUUUGUUGAUGCUGACAUGAUAAAAGACCAUCUUCCGCCUCCGGCCAGUGAUGUGCUCAUCGUGAUGUGUGGCCCACCCCCCAUGAUCCAGUGUGCAUGCCUGCCAAACCUCGACAAGCUAGGCUACAAAACAGAGAACAAUUUUACAUACUGAGUUUUUGGUCACUGAUUAGAGUAUCUGGCGAGCAUGUAUGUUCUAUGGUUUAUAUCUUUGAGGCAAAAUAUCACAAUUAAUGCCAGAUAUAGUUUUAAUAAUAAAUUAUUUGUAAUUCAUGUUUUAUUUUCUCUUUGUUCAGAAUUAAAGAAAAGUUACCUUCCAGUUUUGAUAAACCGAUCCAUGCUGAGUUUAGCACUUGAGUUGAAAUGUUCUCUUAAAUUUGGCUGCUUUGCAUUGGAAGUGACCAUCAACCUGAUUUUAAUAUAUAAUGGGGUCCUGAUAUCGGGACCACUACUG
Molecule: messenger RNA, 6313 nt
Organism: Xyrauchen texanus (razorback sucker)
Lineage: Eukaryota; Metazoa; Chordata; Actinopteri; Cypriniformes; Catostomidae
Product: NADH-cytochrome b5 reductase 2-like
Exons: 19
Coding region: 5087-6013 (308 amino acids)
Cellular component (GO): mitochondrion
Molecular function (GO): FAD binding; oxidoreductase activity
Source: RefSeq, a predicted model, not a curated record